UUUUAAGUUCUCCCCCAAGAUUCAAAAAUCCAAUUAACAACCCACCUUCUUCAGAUUUCUACAACAUUCCUCAAAAAGUAAUUGUUUCUUUCAAAAAUCAAAGCACUGGCAACUAAAAUCAUCAAUCUAAAAUCCAGAUUCAACCCAUUUUCAAGCUCUCAUCAACAAAUCAAAAGGUCAAAAAUGGUGUACAGUUAUACCCCAACAUACUACUCCACCAUCCAUGAUUCCAUCACUUCACUUUGCAAGACAAUCCUCCCUUUCUCCUUCAAGAAAAAGAGACUGCCUGCUGCUGAACUCAGGCUUUCCAAGCUUCAAUCUGAUAAUCUGAAAUGGCAGCAGGAUUCCUUUCACCAGAUACUCAAUCUCAUGGGACUGCAUAAAGAAGGGAUUUUGGGUGAAGCUGAGGUUACUGCUUUUAGAACUCAUUUGCUUGACACGCUCAUUGCUUCUCCACCUGAACUUGAACAGCCUGUUAUCUUGAGAGAUAAACUGCUCUUCUUGCAGGAACUGCUUUAUGCAAAAUGUAUAUCUGAGGAGGAGUACCAUUCUUCAAAAAGGCCUUUGUUGCAGCGGUUAGCAGUACAAGGAGCUGAAAUCGAGACCAGAGAUUUGGUCGUUGCAAAUCCGAAAGAUUCGAAAGAGAAUCAAGAAGAAGAAUGGUCUGUGAUUGACUUGAAGGAUGAUAGAGACAAUGUGUUGCAUUCCAAUAAUAAAUCGAAGAACAACUCUGCCAUGAAUCAGAUCAAAGGAGCAGCCUCGGUUUUUGGGUUCGGAUCAUCCCAGAAGCCAAGUAAAAACAGAUCAGAAAAGAGCAUUUUCGAUGUGGAUUCAAAACCAUCAUCAUCAGCCUUUAUGGAGGGUAAGGAAAGUGAAACAAAAUCGAUUCUAAUGCAAGAAGAAGCAUUCCCGACCGAGUCUGUGAAGGAGAAUGGUAGCGCAAAGAGAAAACCAUUUAAAACCCUGUUUCAUAGAGAGCAAAGAGAGGGGCAUAAUAAUGGCCCUGGUUCAGAGGAGAAAGCAUCAAAAUCAGCAAAGAAACAAUGGGGUUUUGAUGGUUUCAAGAAAUGGAGGAGAAAUGAUUCAGAGGAUGAGACAGCUCCUUUGCCUCUCAACGAAAGAUCAGAUAGUGAAGCAUUCAUGGGGUCAUGCCAACUUGUUGCAACUCCCAUUGGAGAGGGACCAGACACGAAACAGAUUAAGAGGAAGCUGCUUGCAAAUGGAGCUCCAUCGGAUUUCUUCAUCGAUAAGGUAGUAGGAGACAAAAUAAAGAAGGAGCUAUCACGAAUUCAAUCAGAGCUCUCCACCACAAACCCCAAUCUUAAAUUUUCGGAUGAUCAAAUUGAAGCAAUUUCCACAACCCUUCCUGUGGACAAGGCUGACCUCAAAAAGUUCUUUCCCAAGUCGUGGUGUGAUAGAUAUGGAGAGGUAGUUCUAGAUGUGGUGAAGAAAGAAUUCAGGGAGCAUGUAGGAGAGAUGGAAAACAUGAGAAAUGUUACCAGACAGAAGCUUAAAAACAACUCAAGGCGAUGGACUACUUUUGAUGAUGAUAAUGAGAAUUGUCACCCAAAUCUCUUUGAUAAUAAAAACCCAAAUCCUGAAUCAGCUGUCUUCCAAGAUCAUAACCCCUUUUGGAACCAAAGGCGUGGCUCUUCUUCUUUCCUGGGUUAAAGGUGAAAAACCAACCAUGCAACUGCUAUUAUUUGUGUUGUUAAUUUCUCAAGUUAUAUAUUAUGUAUUUAAGAUUGUACCAGUGCAUGAACUGUUAAAGAAGAACUCUGUUCUUCUAAGUAAUCAUAGUGCCGCUUCAUCUUCAUUUAAAUGCCAAGGUUGAUGCCAUCCUUUCAAACUCA
Molecule: messenger RNA, 1853 nt
Organism: Gossypium raimondii (Peruvian cotton)
Lineage: Eukaryota; Viridiplantae; Streptophyta; Magnoliopsida; Malvales; Malvaceae
Exons: 5
Coding region: 184-1671 (495 amino acids)
Source: RefSeq, a predicted model, not a curated record